This is a messenger RNA of Nicrophorus vespilloides, 873 nucleotides long. RefSeq names its product protein insensitive-like. Gene Ontology annotation, cellular component: nucleus. The record is from RefSeq and is a predicted model, not a curated record. Gene Ontology annotation, biological process: negative regulation of Notch signaling pathway; positive regulation of neuron differentiation. The annotation marks the transcript as partial. Gene Ontology annotation, molecular function: DNA binding; transcription corepressor activity. NCBI's taxonomy places the organism in Eukaryota, Metazoa, Arthropoda, Insecta, Coleoptera, Silphidae. The transcript has a single exon.
AAAAAGCUUGUCGUUAAGAAAAAGUCCGUAGUGGAACCAGGGGUUAACCUUCCAGUUGCUGUUGAGAAAGAUCGUGUUGAUGAGGCAGUCUCUGUUAAAAAGAAAAAGUUUGUCGUUAAGAAAAAGUCCAUCGUUGAGAAAGACGUGGAGCAUGAGGUUAACCUUCCAGUAGCUCUUGAAAAAGAUCGUGUUGAUGAGGCAGUCUCUGUUAAAAAGAAAAAGUUUGUCAUUAAGAAAAAGUCCGUCUAUGAGAAAGACGUGGAACUUGAGGUUAACCAUCCAGUUACUGCUACGAAAGAUCCUCUUGAUAAGGAAGCUCCUGUUAAAAAGAAGAAAUCUGUCGUUAAAGUUAACCUUCCGGUUAAAGCCAGCAAAAGAACUGUCCAGAGACCGCAAAGGGAAGCAGCGAAACGCAAGAGUUACGCAAUUGACGAAUCAUCUUCUGACGUUGAUGAUUAUGUUAAGCACAAUGAUAAUAAUCAUAUCAAUGAUGAUGAUGUAGUUCGGGAGAAUGGAUUAGUCAGAUUCGGCAAGUAUCAAACUUCAAUUACUGCUGAAGCGUUCGAAACUAUAAAAUGGAGCAGUUACGUUUUUGCGACGCGCCAAUUGCUCCGGAUUAUAUUCACCAGAGAUAUGUUAGCUACGCACAGUUUAACGGGAAGACGUACUUUCAUCAAUGAUAAAUUGAUGAAGGAGCCGAGACCGCAGCUGGACUUCAGGAAGGUCGAGGAUCUGAUUUCGAUCGUCUCGAAGAGAUGCGGCGUGAAAGAGGUGUUCGCGAUUCGACGCAUCAUCAGGAACAAAUGUUUGGUUGAAUUGAGACAGGCGAGGAAAUUAAAAAACGGACAAAGUCAAGUUAUAAACAACAUCUGA